Fimicolochytrium jonesii is the source of this 1856-nucleotide messenger RNA. Its product is annotated as peptidase M24, structural domain-containing protein. The transcript has 5 exons. The coding region runs from base 204 to 1601 and encodes 465 amino acids. Lineage: Eukaryota; Fungi; Chytridiomycota; Chytridiomycetes; Spizellomycetales; Powellomycetaceae. Gene Ontology annotation, molecular function: metalloaminopeptidase activity; manganese ion binding. The record is from RefSeq and is a predicted model, not a curated record.
UCAACAUGUUGCAGCAACUUUGGGUCUGCGAAAACCUCUUCACAUUCCGACGAUCAGCAUCUCCACCAUACCUACCACACCAGGUAACUUUAAGGAGCCGUUGGCUAGAUAUAGAUAGAUUUCCUCUCCGAAUAUAAUUGGCAGGGUCGCCCGACACCGUUGUCUAAGAGAAGGACAUCUCACACUUCGCCCUUCUCGCAGCCAUGACCACCGCAUCCGUCAACCCCUCCCGCAGGUCCUAUGCCCCUCUGGCGCGUGAGAACCGCCAAAAGGUUCUGAAGCAUCUAGAGCAAGCCGGCAUCACGUCCGGCGUCCUGUAUCUCACCGGCAUGAAGACCGAGGAGCGCAAGUGGACCGACUGCGAAGUGCCGUUCAGACAGGAGAGCAACUUCUUCUAUCUCACCGGCGUCACUGAGCCUGACUGCCACCUUGUCAUCGACGUGGCCUCGCAAGAUGCCCACGUGUUUAUCCCCAAGUUCUCCGAGGACCACGCUUUGUGGAUGGGACCGCCCCCAACGGAGACUUUCAUCAAGGAGCGCUACGGUGUGCAGCACUGUGACGUCGUUGACAACAUCGUGAAGACUCUGGAGAGCCUGAAGGCUAGUAAGGUUCAUAUACUCGAGCAGGAGAAGGAUUUGGCAGCCAUUGGUGCGUUCAAAGACAAGAUUGAUUCCUCCGCUUUGAGCACUGCCGUCACCGAAGCGCGCAUGAUCAAGUCCAAGGGCGAGAUCGAGCUGAUGAGGAGAGCAGCCAAGAUCAGUGGAGAUGCCCACAUUGCUUUGAUGAAAGCAGCAAAGCCUGGAAAGGACACGGAACGCCAAUUGCAGGCGCUUUUCGAAUACGAAUGUUUCCGCAACGACGGACGAUACCAGGCAUACACCCCCAUCGUUGCAUCCGGAAGGAACGGAUCCGUGCUCCACUACAUCGACAACACCGACCCGAUCGCCCAAGACAAACGUGACCUCCUGCUAGUCGACGCCGGAUGCGAAUACGAAUGCUACGCCGCCGACAUCACCCGCACUUUCCCAAUCGGCGGCAAAUUCGAAGGCGAUUGGAAAACAACCUACGAGAUCGUCCUGAGCAUGCAGAACGCCGUCCUGGCAGCCAUCAAGCCAGGCGUCGAGUGGGAGGACAUGCACAAGCUCGCCAACCGCGUUGCCGCUGAAGGUCUUCUCAAGGCGGGGCUCAUCAAGGGCGAUUUGGACACUUUGAUUGCCAACCACAUACCUGCCCUCUUCUUCCCGCACGGUCUAGGACACAGUAUCGGCCUCGACGUCCACGACGUCGGCGGAUACCCCAAAGGCGUCCCGCGUCUAACUGACCCUGGGCUCAAGUACCUCCGUAUGCGGCGUACAUUGAAGCCCGGUAUGGCCGUGACUGUUGAGCCUGGGAUCUACUUUGUCGACGCGAUUUUGGACAAGGCGCUUGCGGACUCCAACGUCACUCAGUACUUGGAUGUUGAGGUUGUUAAAAGGUUCCGCAAGACGGUGGGUGGUGUCAGGAUAGAGGACGAUGUGGUUGUUACUGAGACGGGCGUAGACAACUUGACUGGGUGGGUUCCGAAGGAGGUUGCGGAUAUUGAGAAGGUUAUGAGUGCGUAGGCAGUCACUUUGUAGGAUGCAUGUAGUUGUUCCUUUUAUGUGUUUUAUCCACCUCACUCUGCAUUCCGGCGUAGUCCGUCCACAAUCUCUACUGGUCUUGACUUUCCCCAAUAUUAGCCGUACAUUUUUGACUGCGGUCAGUAUGCUUCUUUGAACAGCAGAACAUCACCGUGCUAGGAUAUGAGCGAAACGGGGUCGAGAACAAGGUUAGCCUUAGUUCCACCCGUCGGAGCCGGACAUUUUGAGCUGUACAGG